UUCUAGGAAGUUUCGUGGAUUUCUCGUUUUUAUUUAACUGUCUCAAAACCCAAACACGCCAUAGCCAUGCUCGUGGCCUCCUUCAACUGUCACAUGACGUAACUGAAAAAAUUUCUCUGUAAAACCAAAGUCACACUGCUCACCACAAUACUAUUAACUCCAUGACUAGUCGCGCUCCAAUCACCUUCCGCCACAUCGUACACAGCAGCACGCCGCGCUCCACCUCCGACAGAUUGUUGCAGACUUUCCCUCCCGAGAGAUACUCCGACCUCGUUCGUCAGCGAGGUGGAAUGAUAUCUGUUCCUCGAAAAUUAACGUCACCGGCAACGGAGAAUAAGAAUAAUGGGCCAAAGAAGCUGACUAAGUUGUUAUUGAAUGUUAAUAUAGAGAGGAGUCUAGGACCAGUGCAUGUCAUUUUGGCGCCGGAAAACACGGUGAAGGAUUUGAUAAAGGCGGCGAUUGAGAUUUACGUGAAGGAGAAGAGAAGGCCUCUUUUGAAAGAUACUAAUCCUGACUGUUUUGCACUUCACUACUCGCAGUUCAGCCUUGAAAGUUUGAAACCAGAUGAGAAGUUGAUAAAUUUGGGGUCCAGAAAUUUCUUCAUGUGCUCAAAGCCUUCAAACUCAAUCAAUUGUUGUUGCUCAGAAGAAGCAAAAUUGGGAAUCAGAUCAACAUUAACAUUUCCUUUUAUAAAGUUGAUGGAUUUCUUGCUAUAGCCUCCUUUUUUUUAAAAUUUCCUCUAGCUACAUAAUCUAAAAGCUGUAGAGUAAUAUCUAAUAGAAAAGGGCUGCCAGGUGAGCUGGCAAGGCAUGAUUUGUAAAUAGUAGCAGAUUGUAAUCUAUGUGAUUAAUCCCUUUUGUAGCAGAUUAUCCAAUUGUAGGGUACCAGUUUACCAUAUACACGUGUACUCUUCUAUCUAUGGACUAUGCAAUGAAUAAUUGAAAUACACUCGUAUAAA
Messenger RNA from Jatropha curcas, 958 nucleotides. RefSeq lists its product as uncharacterized. NCBI's taxonomy places the organism in Eukaryota, Viridiplantae, Streptophyta, Magnoliopsida, Malpighiales, Euphorbiaceae. The record is from RefSeq and is a predicted model, not a curated record.